ACGACGACGACCCUGGAAUGUUCAUUCUGGUUCAUAGAACGCAUAUAACACGUCAAUUGCUCGUAUAAAGACGCGUCGAAUUGUCGUCUGCACUGACAGACACUCUCCUCUACUGACGCCAUACCCAGGGUGCAUUUGCUGAUGCGCUUGUGAUCGCGGAUCUUCCACCUUCACAGCAGACAUGUACGGCGAGCUCGGCAACAAGCUGGUCCAACAUGCGAAACGCACGCAAUCUCUAGCCCAUCUCCCGCCAUACCAAGCGGAAAUGGUACGCGCCGUAACACGCGAAGUCCGCGACCUCGAAAAGGACCGCGCUUCUACAUUGGAGUCACUAGCUGGCUCUUUCGACCCCUCUACAGACCCCGCGACCGCGUGUGCACUGCUCGUUAACCACCUCUGCCAGCGACGGAACAAACGAUGCAUGUUGGCCUACCAUCGCGUGCGGUCAGACAAGCUGGAGGAGAUGUGCUGGAGCGGCAUCGAUGUGCUCGAGAGACAACAGCAAGCGGGCAAGGCUGGAGAGAGCGCUGGGUCGCUGGGCGCGGAGGUGGGCAACAUGAGCAGUCUCAGUCCGGAGGAGGAGGAAUACGUGCGGCAGUACAGCGACCUGCUGGCGGCGUAUAAAGGGCAGUGGACAGACAUUGAUCUCACGGGAAGCCUCGAGCCGCCGCGGGACCUGUUCAUCGACGUUCGGGUGCUGAAGGAUGCAGGGGAGAUUCAAACGGAAUACGGGGCUAUUACUUUGACCAAGAACAGCCAGUUCUACGUCCGACAGGGGGAUGUCGAGCGGCUCAUCGCUCAAGGGUACCUCCAAAAGCUGAGUUGAUGGGAUGGCAGUCGAAGAAACCAAGGACACGAGGGCUUGCUCCUGUGCACCCUCAUCUCCCGGGGCUGGGAGACACGAUGCUCCCACACAUGCCCAAGGGAAAUCUGAUGGAAGUCUCUUCGCAUGCGGCCUCCACUCCGACGCCGCUGUCGAGUAAGGCAGGCGACUUGGCAUAUAGUUUUGCCCGUCCCAUGACUCUGCAGGAUGCCAGUCGCGGCAUGGUGGGCCGUUUAAUGUGCGGAGAAGGGAACCGGUGGAGUGGAGCGCGAUGGGGGUCAAAAGCAAUAUAAGCGCCCACAAGAGGGGCACGGCGUCCCAAAAUGUGUGUUCGGCCGUCACGAGCGGGUUUGAUUUGCUGGGAGCGUGAGGCGCUGCGGAUGCAUGUCGCUAAAUCCUUCAACGGGAGCACCUGGCGGGGCUGAAAGCUUAGCUGCAGUGCUCCCUGGCUCGUCUUGCGAUGUCGUCAAAUCUCUG
Messenger RNA from Mytilinidion resinicola, 1300 nucleotides. Its product is annotated as GINS complex, Psf1 component. NCBI's taxonomy places the organism in Eukaryota, Fungi, Ascomycota, Dothideomycetes, Mytilinidiales, Mytilinidiaceae. Gene Ontology annotation, biological process: DNA strand elongation involved in mitotic DNA replication; DNA replication. Bases 182 to 826 code for a protein of 214 amino acids. Gene Ontology annotation, cellular component: GINS complex. The record is from RefSeq and is a predicted model, not a curated record. The transcript is spliced from 3 exons.